AUGGCAUCCCAGCAGUCGCCCAAGGCACCGGGCCUGCCCAAUCCAUACGCCCAGCGGGGCCUUCCCAAUCCUUAUGCCUCGGCCACCAUCUCUGCCGCGCCUGUCAAAUACACAGAGGAACAGGCCAAGGCUGAGCAGCAGAAGAAAGCACCUGCUUUCCAUAAUCCACACAACAUCAAGCGCCCCCAGGCCAAGAACCAGGCCAAGAAGCCCGGCCCAACCGUCAAGAAGCCCAUCAUGCCUACACUUCUUCCGGUAUCUGCCUCAGGCUCUGGACCCGCCACCCACACCCAACAGCAUGGUAUCGACUACUACCGCAGUACUGCAGACGACGAUGCCGCCAUCCUUGAAGAACGCCGGAUGCGCAACUAUGAGGAGAAGCAGAGGAAGAAGGAGCAGAAAAAGUUCAACAAGAUGUUUGGCCAGUGGAACCCACAGGCGCCUCACAAGCCCGAGCGAUACUCCAACCUGCGAGCCUACAGGGCUAGCGGUGGCUACCAGCGCAAGAAGGAGGGCUUCAAUGCAUUCUUGCGAGCUGCCGCCCAGCAAAGGCCCCGCGAUGAGAGCGAACCCUUGAAUGGCUCCCGCUCUGUUUCUUCGUCUAGCUCGAUUCCAGCUGCGCGCAGCACGAAGCCAUCGUUUGCCCCGCCAGCCUCCUAUGACGACAGCCCCCCUGUUCCGCCCUCUGACCAGUCUGGAGAAGAUGUCUAUGCUCGCCGCAUGCGCCUAUCGCAGCAACAGCCAAACAAUGCGCCAUCUCCAUCUGAACAUGAGCCUUUGCGCGCAUACCCGCCACCCCCUCCUUCCGCUGUAGACGACCACGCUCCUUCUCCCCCACCCCCGCCGCCAGCUGCUUCUAUGUCAACGUCUUCGGGUUACCAGGGCGCAACCAUCUCAGCUCCUCCGAUACGGUAUGCGAACGCGACAAUCUCAGCACCGCCAAUCCGUUACGAGCGUCCCGAUAUCCCAAUGGAAGAUGCAGACGACGAGCCAGCGCAGGAAGAACGGCCCUCGAAACGUCCAAAGCUCAGCAAGGCAGAAGCAAUGAUGGCCAAGAUGGGCUACAAAAAGGGCCAGGGUCUCGGAAAGAACAACGACGGAGUCGUCACACACCUGGAAGUCAAGAUGCGCAAGGUCCCACAAGGAGCAAGUACUCUGGACGACGAAGGCGGCAAAGUCAAAUCACAGCAAGUGUGGGAUGUCCGUGGUGGCACGCGCAAUCAAAAGGACGAGCCUGGCAAGUUUGGCGAAGAGUCGACUGUGGUGGUCACUUGGGGUUGCGUAGACGGAGUCGACUGGGACGCCAAUGCCGAUCGCAACGACGGCGGUAUCCGCCAGGACAUGGGUGAAGCAUUCAGCAACAAGUUUGGCCCAGUCGAGCAUGUACAGCUCGACGAGAGCAACAAAGACGGUGUCGUCUACAUCCACUUCCAAUCCGUGCUUAGCGCCCUCAACGCCGUCAACCGCUUCGACGAAGGCUGGGAGUUUAGAGGUAGGAAGAUUCGUGCAAAGUACUACGACGAACGCAAGUUUCACGCUGGCAUCUAUGAUUAUUAGGUCUCUUGUUCACUUCUUCUAUCUUUCCAAGUAGGUGACAAGUAUCGGGGCAUUUUAACGUUUUCAUUCUUAUCCCAACGAGUUCGUAGUCUCCUCCUCUUUUUUUUCUUAUCUCCUUCUUUUCUUUGGAGAUGGUCCUGGAAUGGCCUUUGGAAUUGAAUAGUAUAUAAACUUGGCCUGGAAAGCUCAUACACUUGCAGACUAAGUGUAACAUGGGAAAUGGGGAAAUGAGAAAUCUAGC
This is a messenger RNA of Exserohilum turcica Et28A, 1798 nucleotides long. RefSeq lists its product as uncharacterized. Gene Ontology annotation, biological process: mRNA cis splicing, via spliceosome. The coding region runs from base 1 to 1557 and encodes 518 amino acids. The record is from RefSeq and is a predicted model, not a curated record. Lineage: Eukaryota; Fungi; Ascomycota; Dothideomycetes; Pleosporales; Pleosporaceae. Gene Ontology annotation, cellular component: precatalytic spliceosome. The transcript has 3 exons. Gene Ontology annotation, molecular function: RNA binding.